AUGAAGGACGAGAACGGGAAGCGCAAGGCAUCCGAUGAGCCGGCGUCGCCCGUCGCAUCCAAGCGCGUCAAACACGACGACUCGGCCGAGCCCGAGAAGCCGCCCGCAAAGAUCCCAGCGAUUCCGUAUCCUGAAAAGCCCGCCGUUAUCGAGGAGCGCAAUGGCGAGAUCGAAUUCCGAGUGGUCAACAACGACGGCGAGCGCGAAAGCACCAUCAUCCUGACGGGCCUCAAAUGCAUAUUUCAGAAACAGCUCCCCAAGAUGCCCAAGGACUACAUCGCCCGGCUCGUCUACGACCGCACCCACCUGUCUAUCGCGAUCGUGAAGAAGCCGCUUGAGGUCGUAGGCGGCAUCACAUUCCGGCCCUUCAAAGGGCGCAAAUUCGCCGAGAUCGUCUUCUGCGCCAUUUCGUCCGACCAGCAGGUCAAGGGCUAUGGCGCCCACCUUAUGUCCCACCUGAAAGACUACGUCAAGGCGACGUCGGACGUGAUGCACUUCCUCACCUAUGCCGAUAACUAUGCGAUCGGCUACUUCAAGAAGCAAGGGUUCACGAAGGAGAUAACCCUCGACAAGUCCGUCUGGAUGGGGUAUAUCAAAGACUACGAAGGCGGCACGAUCAUGCAGUGCACCAUGCUGCCGCGCAUCCGCUACCUGGAGAUGGGCCGGAUGUUGCUCAAGCAGAAAGAGUGCGUCCAGGCCAAGAUCCGGGCCUUCUCCAAGUCGCACAUUGUCCAUCAGCCACCGAAGCAGUGGAAGAACGGCGUGACGCCGAUCGACCCGCUGUCCAUCGAGGCGAUCCGCGCCUCGGGCUGGUCGCCGGACAUGGACGAGCUCGCGCGCCAGCCGCGGCACGGACCCAACUACAACCAGCUGCUGCACCUGCUCAACGACCUGCAGAACCACCCGUCCAGCUGGCCCUUCCUGGUACCGGUCAACAAGGACGAGGUGCUCGACUACUACGACGUGAUCAAGGAGCCGAUGGACCUGUCCACCAUGGAGAGCAAGCUCGAGGCCGACCAGUACACCACGCCCGAGGACUUCAUCCGCGACGCCAAGCUCAUCUUCGACAACUGCCGCAAGUACAACAACGAGAACACGCCGUACGCCAAGUCGGCCAACAAGCUCGAGAAGUUCAUGUGGCAGCAGAUCCGCGCCAUACCCGAGUGGUCGCAUCUCGAGAAUUCUUAG
Molecule: messenger RNA, 1188 nt
Organism: Thermothielavioides terrestris NRRL 8126
Lineage: Eukaryota; Fungi; Ascomycota; Sordariomycetes; Sordariales; Chaetomiaceae
Product: histone acetyltransferase GCN5-like protein
Exons: 3
Coding region: 1-1188 (395 amino acids)
Biological process (GO): chromatin remodeling; positive regulation of transcription by RNA polymerase II
Cellular component (GO): histone acetyltransferase complex
Molecular function (GO): histone H3 acetyltransferase activity; protein binding
Source: RefSeq, a predicted model, not a curated record